Arabidopsis thaliana (thale cress) is the source of this 1625-nucleotide messenger RNA. RefSeq names its product ascorbic acid mannose pathway regulator, putative (DUF295) (gene SDC). Bases 360 to 1625 code for a protein of 421 amino acids. NCBI's taxonomy places the organism in Eukaryota, Viridiplantae, Streptophyta, Magnoliopsida, Brassicales, Brassicaceae. The transcript is spliced from 3 exons. The record is from RefSeq and is marked reviewed.
AAAAAAUCUUAGAGACUCACGCCGCUUGGAAGAAUUCCAAACAUUUCAAGAGAUCUCUAAGAUUUGGCAAUCCAAACACCAUUAAAACCUAAACAACACAAAAUAGUUUUUUUUACCAAUCUGUAAAACUGUCUCGAUCAGAAACAUUUAAAAUUUACUCAAACACCAUCAAAUCCCAAUUAUUUUCUUUCAACAUCAUAAACUGCGGUUCCAGACAUAUCCUCCGACUAAAAUCUACCGAUAUAAAUGUUUGAAAGGAAGUAAAGUUGAACUCUCGUGCUCAAAGAUCUGCACAGGCCAAAGCAUACAAACUAUUUGGAGCGUUAAAACAACAAUAGUAGCAAAAACAGGGGAGAGAAAUGGGUGAUUGGUCAAAGCUACCAGAGGAGCUUCUUGGUUUAAUUGCUCUCAGACUUUACUCCGUCAUCGAACUCAUCCGUUUCCGGAGCAUAUGCAAGUCAUGGCGCUCCUCUGCUUCCGGCGUCAACAAGAACCAUUCCCUGAGCUCCCCUCUCAUCUACUUCAAGCCGCUCCAAAUCAUUCUCGCUCGCGCACAAGCAAACGGACAAAUUUUGAGCAAGUAUCAUGGCACGGUCCUCUCACGUGCCACAUUCUUUCGCGUCACACUCGCCUCCUCUCCGGACCAAGGGUGGUUGAUCAAAUCAGACACCGAUCUCAAAUACCGGAAUUUCCAUCUCCUAAACUGCCUCUCUCGCAAAGCACUAGGACGUUCUCGCAAGCUCAUUUCUCUGUCGGAGUUCAUAGUCUCCGAGAUUCAAGAAUCUUAUGCGGUUGUAGGCCGCCGCACAAGAGAAACAGCUAGCGAAUUCAAAAGAGUGUUUCUUGUCAGAGUCCAAGGAGGAGAUCAUCGUGUUCUAGUGAUCGGCAUCGACGGGAAAAUCAGGUUCUGGAAAGGAGGAAUAUGGAACGGAAUCAAGAAACAAGUAGCUCAAUUCUCUGACUUUGUACUUGACGAAGGUCUUACUUACGCUGUGGAUACAAAAGGCAUUAUGUGGUGGAUUAGUUCCGCUUACGACAUCAUCAGGUACGGAACUAAACUACAUGAAAACAUCACUAACGGUUCUUGCGGAGAAAAAAGGUUUGUAAGAUGUCGUGGAGAACUUUACAUUGUAGAUCGUCUCAUUGACGAGAAUCUCCUAAAGAGAAAAGCUGAUUCCUAUGAUGAUAAUGCCAUUGUUCAUUUCCGGAAUGCUGAUUAUACCAAUGCUGAUCUCUGGGAAGAUGGUAAUGGCAAUGAUGAUUUCUUCGCUGCUCAGGCUCAUCGCUUUAUCCAUGUGCUACACGACAAUCUUGGGAAUGUAAGUUGUAAACCAUUUGAACGUGACCCUCCCAAAACGAUAGGUUUCAAGGUUUACAAGAAUGAUGAAGAACUGUUAAAAUGGGUAGAAGUCAAGUCCUUGGGAGAUAAGGCGAUUGUGAUAGCUACCGAUGCCUGUUUCUCGGUUUCGGCUCAUGAGUUCUACGGAUGCCUGCCAAAUUCUAUUUACUUCACCGACAAAAAGGAAGAAGAGGUUAAGGUGUUCAAGCUAGAUGAUGGUAGUAUCACAACAAUGUCGGAAUCUGAGCAGAGUUGUUUCCAAAUGUUUGUCCCUAGCUUUCUCUAA